Solanum pennellii is the source of this 398-nucleotide messenger RNA. RefSeq lists its product as uncharacterized. The record is from RefSeq and is a predicted model, not a curated record. NCBI's taxonomy places the organism in Eukaryota, Viridiplantae, Streptophyta, Magnoliopsida, Solanales, Solanaceae. The coding region runs from base 3 to 398 and encodes 131 amino acids. The transcript has 2 exons.
CUAUGAAUUCUUCCACUGUAGUAGCACAAGUUUCAGAGAAACAAUUGCAACAUGUUCCAAGAGAAUCUCCUACUGUAGAGGCAUGUGAUAUACAGGACCAAGUGGAACAAGAGACACAGAAUUCAGACGAAAAUGACCUAUCAGGAGAACUAGGCCCUGUAACUCAAAAAAAGAAAAGAGGUAGUACAGUAAUGCAAAGUGUACAUGGGCGAAAAGAGCGUAAGUUGGUUGUGUUGAAUAGGUACAAUCAACCCAUUGUUCCUACUAAUGCUGUUGUCACAGAGUUGGGGAGUUUUCUUGGAACCUUGGCAAGGAAUGUUAUGCUUUGUCCUCUAAACAUUCAUAAUUGGAAGAAUAUGGACACAAAAGAUGAUUUGUGGGAGUAUACUCUGGUUUGA